Messenger RNA from Paramisgurnus dabryanus, 5128 nucleotides. It is a transcript of the gene gad1a, whose product is annotated as glutamate decarboxylase 1a. Gene Ontology annotation, cellular component: presynaptic active zone; cytoplasm. The record is from RefSeq and is a predicted model, not a curated record. NCBI's taxonomy places the organism in Eukaryota, Metazoa, Chordata, Actinopteri, Cypriniformes, Cobitidae. Gene Ontology annotation, molecular function: pyridoxal phosphate binding; glutamate decarboxylase activity. Gene Ontology annotation, biological process: GABA biosynthetic process.
GCCAGAGCUGUCGUAAUGCUCAUACUGAUGCCUCGAGAGAAAUGAGAUGUGUUUCAGUCUCUGAUGUUGUGGAGAGGUGUACGGAUAACCAAACCGUGCGUCCUGCUCAUGUUGCAUUUCGAUUGAGUAUAGUGGCAAAUUAAACAUUAAUAUCGUGAUUGAGUUUUUCUUCCUAAUAUAUAUGUGCGCUGAUUCUACAGGAGGCAACAUCUGCGUUGUGGAAAUUUAGUGCAGAUUUUGGAUACUGUUGCGCUCCCUGUGAUCUUUCAAAAGCAGUUUCCCCGAGGGUGACAGCGCACUUUGGAUUAAGGACUUAAACACUUGGGAGUGAUGGCGGCGUCGGUACCCUCCUCCACCUCCUCCUGUGGCGGUGAUCCAGACCCCAACUCGACAAAUUUACGGCCACCCUCCUCAAAUUAUGACUGGAGUGGAGUAGCACACGGCUGUACGAGAAAGCUUGGAAUGAAGAUAUGCGGAUUCUUGCAGAAGAACAAUAAUGCUGACGACAAGAGUCGAAUUGUCGGCUUUUUUAACGAUCAGCAGACAUCCAAGAGCAUUUUCACCCAGGAUAAUGAGCGAGAGUCUCGCUACAGACGCACAGAGGCAGACUUCUCAAAUCUAUACGCAAGGGAUCUGCUUCCUUCCAAAAAUGGAGAGGAGUAUACAAUCCAGUUUCUUCUGGAGGUUGUAGACAUCCUGACUAACUAUGUGCGGAAGACCUUCGACAGAUCCACCAAAGUGCUGGAUUUUCAUCAUCCCCAUCAGCUGCUGGAGGGAAUGGAGGGAUUUAACUUAGAGCUGUGUGAUCAGCCAGAGAGCCUGGAGCAGAUCCUGGUGGACUGCAGAGAUACACUUAAAUAUGGAGUUCGGACAGGUCACCCUAGGUUUUUUAACCAGCUGUCUUCAGGUCUAGACAUCAUAGGUUUAGCUGGAGAGUGGCUAACAUCUACGGCUAAUACAAACAUGUUCACAUAUGAAAUUGCACCAGUGUUCGUUCUAAUGGAGCAACUAACCCUGAUGAAGAUGCGAGAGAUUAUCGGCUGGCCAAAUGGAGAGGGAGAUGGGAUAUUUUCUCCAGGAGGAGCGAUCUCAAACAUGUAUAGCGUGAUGGUGGCACGGUACAAGCAUUACCCUGAAGUUAAAAUCAAAGGCAUGGCUGCGGUUCCCAGGCUGGUGCUCUUCACCUCAGAACAUAGUCACUACUCUAUAAAGAAGGCGAGUGCAGCGCUGGGAUUUGGCACAGAGAAUCUGAUCUUACUGAACACAGAUGAGAGAGGUAGAGUCAUACCGGCUGACCUGGAGGCAAAGGUCAUUGAUGCCAAGCAGAAGGGAUUUGUGCCGCUGUUUGUGAAUGCAACAGCUGGAUCGACUGUUUAUGGUGCCUUUGAUCCAAUCAAUGAGAUCGCUGACAUCUGUGAGAAAUACAACAUGUGGCUUCAUGUAGAUGGAGCGUGGGGUGGAGGUCUGCUGAUGUCCAGAAAACACAGACACAAAUUACAUGGCAUCGAGAGAGCCAAUUCUGUCACAUGGAACCCUCACAAGAUGAUGGGCGUUCCACUACAGUGCUCCGCCAUUCUGGUCCGCGAGAAGGGUCUUCUACAGGGUUGCAACUCCAUGUGUGCUGGAUAUCUCUUUCAGCCCGACAAACAGUAUGAUGUCACGUAUGACACGGGGGAUAAGGUCAUACAGUGUGGUCGCCACGUCGACAUCUUUAAAUUCUGGCUCAUGUGGAAGUCAAAGGGCACCAUUGGUUUUGAGAAACACAUAGACAGAUGUCUGGAGUUAUCGGAGUAUCUUUACCACAAGAUAAAAAACCGUGAAGGAUAUGAGAUGGUGUUUCAAGGAGAGCCCCAGCACACCAACGUGUGUUUCUGGUACAUUCCUCCAAGCUUGCGGGGUCUGCCGGAUGGACAGGAGAAAAGACAAAGACUCCACAAGGUGGCCCCUAAAAUCAAGGCAAUGAUGAUGGAGUGUGGGACAACCAUGGUGGGCUACCAGCCUCAGGGUAAUAAGGUCAACUUCUUCCGAAUGGUUGUGUCCAAUCCAGCUGCUACCAGGUCAGAUAUCGACUUCCUCAUCGAUGAAAUAGAAAGACUGGGCCAGGAUUUAUAAGAGGGCCUGUGGGGUGAAAAAGGAGAAGACAUUUUGGAGUAUUGUAUUUGCUGCACGAUCCGAGUACUAGACCGGUGGAGGGUUCUAGAGUAAUGAAGGUUCCACCAGGGUCACAAUCUAGACUGACAUUCCAGAAUGAAGAGGUGGUGAACUCCUUGAUCAUUUUAAUACUGAAGAACCAUACAGUAUAUCGUGACAACAAAUGUCUAAUCCAUCCUGUCAUCUGCCUGAUACAUACUGGAAACAUUGUGCUCACUAUGCUAUACAACUAAACAUUUCAGUCAUGUUUCAGGAUCAAUACAAGUUAAUCUCUAUGAAUCACAUCUCUUGCCUGGUUUCCAUUAAAGAUUUGCACAAACACACAUUCUUUUAAAUGUCAAUAAAAAUGUCAAUUAAUUUCCAUUAACCCAUGUUCUGCGACUAAAACGCAAAGGUUUCCUCUCGCUAUAAGUCAUUCCAAAAAUCAUGGUGACGGAUGGUAGGUUUAUGUAUUUCACAGACACUAGAGGUCUUCACAGGUCCACUUAGAUCUGAAGCCCAGAGGUCCAAGCCUGAGACCCGAGAGGAUUUGGGUCUAAAUGUUUUUACGUGUGCCUCGGACAUGGGUUGUGUAUAUUAGCGGCCUCAGGUCAUUUAAAAUGAAUGCGUUUUUGCCAAACAGAACCUAGAAUCGGCCAAACUAUCUUGUGUGUGUGCGCAUCGGGUCCUUUUCCAACUGCCCCUGUUUACCAAGAGCGCUUGCAACAUCUGGCUGACGCAUAGACUGUAAAAAAAUAUGGACGUAGUGUCUGUGACAUCACCCAUUGGUUUCGUUUUUGAAGCUUAAAGUAGGCGUUGCCUGCCGUCGCCAUCAUGCCACUCAUCUCAGGUCAUCGCGAAUCACUAGCCGAAAACUGAAAAUGGGUAAAGAGGCGGGACAUGGGUGAAGCUGGGGUGGCUGGUUGCUGAAACCACGCCCGCCGAGCUCGAUUCUAGUGACAGCAGUUGCCGUUGACCCAUCACUCAAGUGGCCACGCCCUUAAUUAUGCAGAACUUUACGGCUUAAUAUAAUUUAAACGGAUGAGUUACAAAAAAAAUCACCCCCCUCACAGUUGUCCUGAAGGGCAAAAUUAGCUAUACCAAAAACACUUUUUGUACCAGGCUGUAAACAUAUUAUUUUCUACUUUAAAGUUGGGCAUUUUCAUCAUGGUGGUCUACGGGAAUUGACUCCCUUUUCGUUUCGUUUUCGUUCAGCGGACCAAAUUGGUUGUAAGCCACCGAGGUUUCUUUCUGUCUUACUGGUGCAUGUGGAGCUGCAGACCGCCGAAGCGUUGGUGAUGUUUACAUUUGGGUCCAAUUGGGUUACAAAAAAUGCCACUGGUUAGGGUUGAACUUGGGUCUAAUUUUCUUGUUUGGGUCAGGUCUUUAUUAAAAAAAAAAGAUUUUGCACAUCGAGUUCAGGUAAAAAGUUAUUUGGGUCAUAUCGGGUCAGAUACAUUUCUUUGGACCAAAGAUCACCUCUAACAGCCACAACCCAGCAAGCAAUUUUGCAUUUAAAGGGUUGAAAUUUUAUUGAUGUCUAACCAUAGCCCAAGAAUAAAUAAAGUUAAAUAAAAUAAAUAAAUUAAAAAAACGACAUUCAAGUUUAUUUUGGCUAGAAGUGGGCUACCCAUAGCCGGACUACAUCGGGUUAACCAAGAUGGAGAAAUGAUAACUAUUGCUUGCUGGGGUUAUUAGUUUUUAAAUUUAAUAAAAGGAGACGCAGGCAUGUUAGCUAAAUAUUAAUGGCAAAGAAAACCCCUUACAUUUGGAAGUGGCCUCGGAGAGGUUAUAGUUCAAGAAUUUGCAUUUAUAAAGAAUGAUCAUGUGAAAUUUACCCCCAUCAGGUGACCUGUAAAUGUUAAAAAAUUACACUUUUUGUUUUCAUUGGACAAUGGACAUAUUUUCAAUUCACAAUUUCAAUUUGCACAAUUUGAAGAGUAAUGGAAACGCAGCUUGUGACAUGCUAUUGUGUUUACGUUCACAGUGGAUGUGCCACAAUGAUGUUUUGUGUCAAUAGAGCUUAACUUGUUUCGAACAGAACAUUUCCUUUAAAAUCCAUAAUAUGUCUGAAAGGUAAAUAUAAAUCAAAGGAGUUAUACUGUAAAAUAUCUUAUAACCAUCUGGACAUAGUGGUGUCCAUGUUAUUGCACAGUCAAAUACAUAGUUUCUUAGCUGUUAUGUAAUAUAGGACUGAUUACUGUAUGUACUGUCAUUGGACUAAGACACCGAUUUUUAAAAUGUAUAAACUUUGCGUAAAUUGUGAUUGUUUGUGACAAACAUCUAUCACAUACAGUAGACAUGUUUGAAUAGUGCUAAAGAUUAUCUAGAGCUACUUGUUGACAUGUAAUUUAUAUUGCAAGAAUAACUGUGUGAAAGACGUAAAUCUAUUUGUACCUGUGAGUAGCUUUAUUUGUAUAUGAGAGACAAUAUUUCUAUUGUUUAAUUGUCUUAGAUAUUUUCAUCUAUUUAUUAACCAAAGACAUGGGACGAAAUGACAUUUAGUUACAAAUCUGCACACCUGGCAUAGUAAUAAAGCAAAACAUAGACUUUAUGUGUAAUAUCAAUAUAACAAGCUUUUAUUAACCAUACUGCCAUGCAAUGAAUGUUGUAGCUGACAUCUGGUUCCUGAUGGUCACAGAAUGUUAUAUUAAAACUGCAAAAAAUAUAUCAUUCAACUAAAAGAAUGAGAACAGUAAAUAAAUGAUGUAAAAUAGCAUUUAUGGUGAUGAAAUUUGGUGAUAAAACUUGAAAAAGAGAUUUUUAUUAGUGGAUGUAGAUGAUUAGAGAUUGAGUUAUUGUCUUAUACAGUGACCAAUUCCUGAAUCUCCAAACUUUAGGAAACUGUGCUAAUAGUUUGUGUAUGCAAUGUUGAUUUAACUCUGCCCUGUAGAUGCAAUUCUAAAAGCACUGUAUUUUAACCUACAGUACAGUCACUGCCUGUUUAAGUGCAAUGUUGCUGUUCACUUUCACCAUUACAAAUAAACAUCAAACGUUA